GCAGCACAAAUCACUGUGGACAAAAACAGAGAGAAGUUUGGUAUUUCGAUUUGCAAUGGAUUCCUCUUCCCAGCGAUGGAGCUUGAGCGGCAAGAGCGCCCUCGUCACGGGAGGGACUCGUGGAAUCGGGCGAUCGGUUGUGGAGGAGCUUGCCGGGCUUGGAGCUUCCGUGUAUACAUGCUCGCGCUCCGAGAAGAACUUGAACGAGCGGCUCCAGGAGUGGCGUCAAUCCAACCUCGACGUCCAUGGCUCCACCUGUGAUCUUUCCAAGCCCAGCGGGAGAGAAGAACUCGUGAAGCUUGUGGCCCAACACUUCGGCGGAAAGCUUGACAUCCUUGUAAACAACGUAGGGACCAAUGUGCGGAAGCAAUCCACGCUCGACUACACCACCGAGGACAUAUCUACAGUUUUCUCCACAAACUUUGAGUCGGCCUUUCACAUAUCGCAAUUGGCUCAUCCUUUGCUCAAAGCCGCUGGAAACUCCAGCCUGGUUUUCAUCUCCUCGGUGGCCGGAGUGGUGGCCAUCGCCACGGGGGCACUCUACGCAGCCACCAAAGGUGCCAUGAAUCAACUCACGAAGAACUUGGCGUGCGAGUGGGCUCAAGAUGGGAUCCGUGUCAAUGCAGUGGCGCCGUGGUACAUCAAAACGGACCUGGUUGAAGAGAUUUUGGCAAAGCCCGGCUAUGAAGCUGCUGUUUUGGAUCGAACGCCCGCAAGACGAGUUGGAGAGCCUCGUGAAGUGGCUGCUGUUGCUGCGUUCCUGGCAUUGCCGGCUUCGUCCUAUGUUACUGGACAAGUGAUUUGUGUUGAUGGGGGAUUUACUGUCUAUGGUUUCUCUCUUCCUCAUUAAAUUCCCUUUCAGAUAAUGAAGAUUUUGUUAAUGGUUU
Molecule: messenger RNA, 887 nt
Organism: Selaginella moellendorffii
Lineage: Eukaryota; Viridiplantae; Streptophyta; Lycopodiopsida; Selaginellales; Selaginellaceae
Product: tropinone reductase homolog At5g06060
Exons: 5
Coding region: 56-850 (264 amino acids)
Molecular function (GO): oxidoreductase activity
Source: RefSeq, a predicted model, not a curated record